GCGGGCGGCUGAGCUCCGCGCGCGGCGGCGGGGCCCCGAGCGGGCGCCUCCUCCCGGCCCGGCCCGGCCCCCCUCCCCGCGCAGGGGCAGGCCGGGGCGGGGGGCCCCGGGGUCCGCGAGCACCCGGCCCCGUCGGGGCGGCCGGGGGACCGCUGGGGUAGGGCGAUGCCGGGUGGUGGCAGCGGUGGAGGCCCCGGUUGGGGCCGGUGAUCAUGGGCAUCGCCGAGUCCACGCCGGACGAGCUGCCGUCGGACGCAGAGGAGCAGCUGCGCAGCGGCGAGCAGCAGCUGGAGCUGAGCGGGCGGCGGCUGCGGCGGCUGCCCAGCGCUGUAUGCGCGCUGAGCCGCUUGCAGAAACUGUAUGUGAGCGGCACUGGGCUGCGCGAGCUGCCCGAGGAGAUCGAGGAGCUGCGCGAGCUGCGCAUCCUGGCGCUCGACUUCAACAAGCUCGAGCGGCUGCCCGACGGCCUGUGUCGCCUCCCGCACCUCACGCGUCUCUACCUGGGCGGCAACCGGCUGCUGGCGCUGCCCGCCGACUUCGCGCAGCUGCAGAGCCUGCGCUGCCUCUGGAUAGAGGGCAACUUCCUGCGGCGCUUCCCGCGGCCGCUGCUGUGCCUGGUGGCGCUGCAGUCGCUGCAGAUGGGCGACAACCGGCUACGCGCACUGCCCGCUGAGCUGCCACGCAUGACGGGUUUGCGCGGCCUCUGGCUCUACGGCAAUCGCUUCGAAGAGUUCCCGCCCGCGCUGCUGCGCAUGGGCCGCCUGCACAUUCUCGACCUCGAUCGCAACCGCCUGGGCGGCUUUCCCGACCUGCACCCUCUGCGCGCGCUGCGCGUCUUCUCCUAUGACCACAACCCGGUCACUGGACCCCCGCGCGUCGCCGACACUGUCUUCCUCGUGGGCGAGGGCGCAGUCGAGCGCAUGGCCGAACGCGACGAGCCGACACCCCGGCCACCGCCCAGGCGACCGGCGAGGGCUUUUGAAGAUGAGGAGGAAGAAGACCUGCUCAUAGGGGGCGCUGGAUCCCGUGGUCUGCGCCCCGCCGGGGGCAGCCUCCGCGCCCUGGAAGACGCUCCAGGUCUGGGCACCUGAGCCUAUGUCUGUGUCAUGGGCUUCGGCCACUCUGGGAAGAGGGGCCCUGGGAAGCUUUGGCUUCCUGGGCCUGUGGGACCUUUAGGCCCCUACUUGGAGCAAUGGAAGGGCCACACUGGGCAAGCUGCCUGGGGGCCAUCUUCAGACACUCCUGGGCAGUAAGAAGACUGGUCCCUGGCUGAACUGUGAGCAGCGGUCAGACCAAGAAGUCUGGGCUGGGUCCAGGAUUGACAGAGCAACUGAUAACACAACAGAGGUGCCAGCUUCCUUCUGGAACCAGGGCCACAGAUGUCCACGGAAUCACCAUUUCUGGCUGAGUUUGGAUCGUGUGCCUGGAAUCUUGCUGGGUGAAGAGAGCCCUCCCUCCCUUCCCCACAGCCCGAGCCUUCCAGCUGUCAAGUUUGAAAAGAAGCCACCGUGCCUCAGGGCCUCCUGCACUGAAGAGAGGGGCUCUCUGCUCUGGGAGGCUGCUCAGCGCCUCUCCUACUGCCUGCACUCUCCAUUCCCUUAAAUGGGCACAGCCAGGGUGGCUGGCACAGCACGUGGCGCAGGAUGGGCACAUUGUGCCCCCACUCCAUCACCAGGGACAGCCUUGAGGGGGUGAGGAGAGGGGCCUUGCUCUGUAAUUCCCAGGGCCAGGUCUUUCCUAUCCAAGCAAUAACAGGAGGAGGGGGACAGGGCCGAGGACACUCAGGGACACUGUUGGGGCAGGGGCCCCACAUGGUAAUGUUUUCUUUAGAAAAAAUACUGGCUGUAUACAUAAAUUAUAUUUCUUGGAGAAAGAA
This is a messenger RNA of Nycticebus coucang (slow loris), 1876 nucleotides long. RefSeq names its product leucine rich repeat containing 10B (gene LRRC10B). The record is from RefSeq and is a predicted model, not a curated record. The transcript is spliced from 2 exons. Gene Ontology annotation, molecular function: protein binding. NCBI's taxonomy places the organism in Eukaryota, Metazoa, Chordata, Mammalia, Primates, Lorisidae. Bases 213 to 1091 code for a protein of 292 amino acids.